AUGCCAUUCACAGGAUUCAAAAUCGUACGCCAAUAUAAAAUAUCCGGGUACGCUCCCCCCAUAUCCAUGCACUUUCUCACUAUAGCUCAUUGUAGCCGUGGAAAAGUUGAUUAUAAAAAAGUGUUGCGGACUCAAACUAGUAACUUUGUUGACUGGGAGGUGCCCUUUUGUUUAUUGAAACCAAAACUAAGUGAGCAAGUAGUGGGGAUGAAUCAAAUGCUGAUACAGAAGCAUAAUAGAGAUAUUAAUAUGAUAACCAACAAGGCAUGCUCCAGCAAUAAUUCAUGUUCAUUCUCAAUGAGGAAUUGCGCCUGUUCAAAUGUAACGCAACUUGAAUCCAAUAGUAUUACUGAAUCAUCCUCCUUGAACAAUGUAUUACACACAAUCAAGUAUAAAACCAGCAAGAUCAAACAGUUGUUACGCAAGAAAUUUGAUUUAACUAUGGAGAAAUUAACAAAUGGUAAUUGGGUUGAAUAUAGCGGUAAGAAUAAAAACAUCAAAUUUGAACUGCAACAACGUCUGCAACAACACCGGACAUCUAUGGCAGGCGAGUACAAUAAAUUCGAUGGUGGUAACCAACAACUGCAACAACUGCAACUGCUAUCAACUAUAUCCCUUCACACCGCAUUAACUCAAGAAAUCAAUAAUUUAAUCUGUUACAAAAUGGCACGCCGUAAAAAAUACGCUAAACGCAAAAUAUCCUUCUUCAUGCCGCAUACAUUUGUCGGUGGUUUGUAUGAAUGUUUGAUACCACUAGAUCAAAAACAUCAAAUUCUCGAGUCCUUUUUAAACGAAAGCAGCAUCAAUAACCUCGGGAGUCCCUCCUCCCCUUCAGCUUCACCAUUUUUCAUGGUGCUGCAGAACUUCCAAAUCAAAUGUGAUCCCCAUUUAUCACGGCCGCUAGCACCACUAAUCGCCGAAGAUUCCACUAAACAAUGGUUCGAGAACAAGUUGCACCACGUGUUGAAUCCCAAGUUGAUCCAGACUAUACCUUACUUAACAACGGUACCACCGUCAUCAUUAUCUACGGCAAACAUGUUAUUUCCUUCAUUCAAUCUCCUCCGAUUCACACCAUGGCAACAACAAGAAUCAUCCCCUGACAUGAACCUCCAUUCAUGGGCCAGCAAGAUUGAAGUGAACGAGGAGUAUAAUUACGACGAUGUUGAUUUACACGUGGUGAGCAAAAUGGUGGCGUACCUGGCCAAUCUCCUCAAUCAAUUGAUUGCGCCCUUGGAUUUUAAUUGGUUGGUGAAGAGUUACAAUCGAGCCAAUGUAAAUGAACGCGAUCCUGCAUCUGACAGUGCAUCAUCAUCUCCUCUUGAGUAUGGUGGUGAGGAGAUAAUGUUGGGCAAUGAUGAUUCAAAUGGGGAAGUUGUCAAGACAGCUGAAGCCAAAGGUGCCAGUGAUGGUUUAUCAUGGGAUCAAAAAGUUAGUUUUUGGUUGGCAACUUUAAAUGAAAACUACAUUAAUCGGAUCUUGCUAAAAAUCGAAGACAAAUGGGACAAACUCAACCUUGAUUAA
Molecule: messenger RNA, 1521 nt
Organism: Lodderomyces margitis
Lineage: Eukaryota; Fungi; Ascomycota; Pichiomycetes; Serinales; Debaryomycetaceae
Exons: 1
Coding region: 1-1521 (506 amino acids)
Source: RefSeq, a predicted model, not a curated record